This is a messenger RNA of Gossypium arboreum, 1074 nucleotides long. RefSeq lists its product as uncharacterized. The coding region runs from base 114 to 857 and encodes 247 amino acids. The record is from RefSeq and is a predicted model, not a curated record. The transcript is spliced from 6 exons. Lineage: Eukaryota; Viridiplantae; Streptophyta; Magnoliopsida; Malvales; Malvaceae.
CAUAAAUUUUGCUUGGAAAAAUUGAUAUAUGGGGGUUGAAAAAUACAGCCCUAUAUUUUUGAGUUGUGAAAGUUAAUGAUUUUAACAGACAAAACAUAAGGAAGUAGACAAGCAUGAUGAUGAGUUCAAAUAACAUUGAGUCUUCCGCUAAAGCAAAGGAAGAAGAAGAAAUCACCAAAAUAAGUCUUAUGAGAAGCAUGGUUGAAACACAAGAUCCUUCUUCCAAGGAAGUAGAUGAUAUGACAAUGAGAAGAUUUCUAAGAGCUCGUGAUUUAGAUGUGGAGAAAGCAUCGAGCAUGUUCCUCAAGUACCUGAAAUGGAGACGAAGCUUUGUUCCUAAUGGUUUCAUUUCUCCAUCAGAACUCACACAUGAAAUCCAACAGAACAAGAUGUUUUUGCAAGGUUCCGACAAGAAAGGACGACCUAUUUCUGUUCUUCUUGCUGCAAGACAUUUCCAGCAUAAUGGCGGCCUCGACGAAUUCAAGCGUUUUAUAGUCUACAUUUUCGACAAAAUACUGGCCAGGAUACCUCCAGGACAAGAUAAAUUUAUUGUGAUCGGAGAUCUUGAAGGUUGGGGAUAUGCAAAUUGCGACAUCCGGGCAUACCUUUCUGCUCUCUCUCUCCUGCAGGAUUACUACCCAGAAAGAUUAGGAAAGAUGUUCGUAGUGCAUGCACCCUACAUUUUCAUGGCAGCCUGGAAAGUUGUUCACCCUUUCAUCGACGUCAAAACCAGGAAGAAGAUAGUAUUCGUUGAGAACAAAAGCCUGAAAUCAACAUUGCUUGAAGAAAUAGACGAGAGCCAACUGCCAGAAAUAUAUGGUGGCACGCUACCAUUGAUUCCCAUUCAAGACAGCUAAAAAGCACACACAUAAAUAUAUAUAUAUAUAUAUAUAUAUAUAUAAGUUGUUUGUUAAAGAAGCUUUAAGGGAAUAGAUUUUAUAGUCUAUUUUUAAGAUUUGUUGCUAUUUUCCUUAAUAAUGUUAUGUUCAAAAUUUAAAUCUCUAUCUUUCCUUGAAGUACAAUAUACUUUAUUAUUACACCAAAUACUUGUUAGUUGGAAUAUUAUAGGCAAAA